ACAGGUGAAAAGGUAACACAUCUUUGACAUCCCCACGACCGCACUUGAGCAGCCGCAGCAGACAGAUCUUCCUCGACACCCACCGGCGGCUAAGCGGAUAUGGCGGCUUCACCGGCAACAUCGUCCGCGCCCGCGGGGGCCUCCUCCUUCGCGCGGCUAUCCAGCGCGCCUCUGCGUGCGCCCAGAGCCGCCGCCGCCUCGUUCCCGUCGCCCAACUCCGCUCGUCCGGCCGCGCUGGUCGCGGAUGCUCGGGCCUCUCGGCUCCCCGUCGUGGCCGCAGCCGCCGCAGGGCACCAGCGGCUGAUGGGGUCGCUGACCAACAACGAGGGGCUCAGGUUCGGCGUGGUUGUGGCACGGUUCAAUGAGAUAGUGACCAACUUGCUUCUGCAGGGGGCUCUAGAGGCAUUCGAGCGAUACUCGGUCAAAGCAGAAAAUAUCACCGUUGUUAGUGUUCCUGGCAGCUUUGAAAUUCCUGUUGCAGCACAGAAGCUUGGGAAGUCUGGAAAGUAUGAUGCAAUUUUGUGCAUUGGGGCUGUGAUUAGAGGUGACACAACUCACUAUGAUGCUGUUGCAAACUCUGCUGCUUCAGGUGUACUCAAUGCUGGAUUGUCUGCCGGUAUUCCCUGCGUAUUUGGUGUUCUGACCUGUGAUGACAUGGACCAGGCGCUAAAUCGCGCUGGUGGGAAGGCUGGAAACAAGGGUGCCGAAACCGCUAUAACUGCCAUUGAGAUGGCCUCGCUGUUUCGGCAUCACUUAGCCUGAUGGCACCAAAUGCUAUUGUCGAGCCAGCAAGACUUUCUCCCCUGUCCGUGGCAAUCGGAGUUUUCUUUUUCCACAGUUGUUUCAAAUUUCUUUGUAUUACUGCAGGCUAGUCUCCGAUCUGUCGUUUCAAUGUUAUUUUGGUCUGUAUGUAAGUAGCCCGGUUGCCGGUCCACCUUUGCCCGCAAGAAACUUGCAAGCCUAGAGCAUGAAUAAACUUUUUUUUGACACAGAAUAAAUCUUUUUCUAGAUGCACGAAUAAACUUUUUCGCCGUUGCAUCGCUAA
Hordeum vulgare subsp. vulgare (domesticated barley) is the source of this 1045-nucleotide messenger RNA. RefSeq names its product 6,7-dimethyl-8-ribityllumazine synthase, chloroplastic-like. Gene Ontology annotation, cellular component: riboflavin synthase complex; intracellular anatomical structure. Gene Ontology annotation, biological process: riboflavin biosynthetic process. The coding region runs from base 100 to 762 and encodes 220 amino acids. The record is from RefSeq and is a predicted model, not a curated record. Gene Ontology annotation, molecular function: 6,7-dimethyl-8-ribityllumazine synthase activity. The transcript has 8 exons. NCBI's taxonomy places the organism in Eukaryota, Viridiplantae, Streptophyta, Magnoliopsida, Poales, Poaceae.